AUCGCAGGCGUUGUGCAAAGCGGUUCGAACUUCGGUGCUUCAGUCUUUCUGCUGGAAAAAGUCCAGGGCAGGGCGAAAUAGUGUCAAAGCAAUUGCAAUUGAAGUGAACCAUCCGCGACAGAAACUAGUCACGUCACUAGUUAGUGUUUUAUCGUGUUACAACGGCAAUUGAGUGUGAGCUUUAUCAAUUUUCGACUGUUUCUGCGGAGGCUCGACAUACACACACACACAAAUCCAAACGAUCCACACAAAGAAAGCGAGAUCCGCAACGAGGGUCGCAUCAUGGAUAGCGUAAAGUCAUUCUUCGCCGGAUCCAGCAAGGGCAACAACAGUCUCGGAAAUCAUCAGCAGCAGAAUGGACAUGGUAGUGAGAGCACCAAUCGCUGGGGCCGGAACUGGAACUCCAGCUCCCAGCACAUGGAUACCAGUUCCACGAAUUCCACGUCCAUUAACAAAACCAACCAUUGCGAUGCCAAACGCAAGGACAGUGAUAACUACUUCUAUAUCAUGUGGCGCGCUUGAAGAUAUAUUCCUACGUAUGUGGAUCUGUACGAAAUUUUGUCAGCAU
Messenger RNA from Drosophila persimilis, 568 nucleotides. RefSeq lists its product as uncharacterized. The transcript is spliced from 3 exons. The coding region runs from base 283 to 522 and encodes 79 amino acids. Lineage: Eukaryota; Metazoa; Arthropoda; Insecta; Diptera; Drosophilidae. The record is from RefSeq and is a predicted model, not a curated record.